AUGCAGCAGGUUAAUAUUGAUGAGAUCGAUGCCGUGACAGGUUUCAAGAAGGCUGAGCUGUAUGUUUGGAACGCGUAUGCUGCGGUGUUUCUCGCUGAGGGCACUGAGCCGGAGACGGAUGUUGACACAUGGGUCGAUGAUUUCUGUCAAAGUUCAGCGGAGAAUAAUGUUGCUUUUGACCGCAAUUUCGUGAAGUCUGUCUGCACGUUAGGAAUCUACGCCGGUCCACGCGAUGAGUUCCAGCAGAGGUCUGGGUGUGGUAAGGCAACGUAUGCGUCGGGUGACACUUACGAAGGGGAGUUUUUCGACGGAAAAAAGCAUGGGAGGGGUCUGUACACGUUUGUUAGCAAAGGGUGCUGCGAGGCUGACCGUAUUGUUGCUAAAGAAGUGGAGCAGCUCACAGCCGCGGGCAAGGAUCCCAGAGCGAUGAUAGGGGAAAUUGCUACAAAACUCCAGCUCGGCCGCCACAUCGUAGAUGGAAUUAUGCAGUAUGGUCAGCGCCCGUGCUAUCAGGGUGACUACGUGCGUGGAAUGCGAACUGGCCGCGGUGUGAUGAAAAACAAGGAUGGCUCCCUCUACCAAGGGGAGUUUCUGGAGAACAAGCGCCACGGACAAGGCGUUUUUUACUACCUCAAUGGCGAUGUGUACUCAGGCAACUGGAAGGCUGGCGCCAAGGAUGGUUAUGGAGCAUACCACUUUGUGGACGGGAGCGAGUAUCGUGGAGAGUGGGUCAAUGGUAACUUUGUGCAGGGCCAGUGGAUUCUGCAAGGUGGGUCCUACUAUGAAGGGAAGUUUGACAAGAAGAACAGACCCCUUGAUGAUGCUGCGUCGAUGCACUAUCCCAGCAUCGAAAUGGCUCAGAGGGGGACCUUUAAGAGAGGCGUCUGGGCUCCGACAAGCGUGCUGGAGGUGUGCUCCGAAGUCCCUGUGAAUGGCAUGGCCUGGGCUGACUGA
Leishmania braziliensis MHOM/BR/75/M2904 is the source of this 954-nucleotide messenger RNA. RefSeq lists its product as hypothetical. The transcript has a single exon. The record is from RefSeq and is a predicted model, not a curated record. Lineage: Eukaryota; Euglenozoa; Kinetoplastea; Trypanosomatida; Trypanosomatidae. The coding region runs from base 1 to 954 and encodes 317 amino acids.